Messenger RNA from Eleginops maclovinus (Patagonian blennie), 2104 nucleotides. It is a transcript of the gene nipal4, whose product is annotated as NIPA like domain containing 4. The transcript is spliced from 10 exons. The record is from RefSeq and is a predicted model, not a curated record. Gene Ontology annotation, cellular component: membrane. Gene Ontology annotation, biological process: magnesium ion transport. Gene Ontology annotation, molecular function: magnesium ion transmembrane transporter activity. The coding region runs from base 171 to 1424 and encodes 417 amino acids. NCBI's taxonomy places the organism in Eukaryota, Metazoa, Chordata, Actinopteri, Perciformes, Eleginopidae.
CUCUGGUUUUUUUUUCCUCCGUGGAGUAGAAAACACCCCGGGACCAGAGAGCCUGAGAGACCGGCGGAGAGCAGCUUCAGCCGGCCUUAUGCUCCAGAGCUGCUCGGUGCUUCUCACGGUUCUGUCCCCCGGAGUUUCUGCGGAGAGUCUGCCCGGAAACGAGCAACGCGAUGCGGGAUGUUCACCUGGACAACGAGACCUGCAGGAACGGGUCGGGGGUGCAACUGUGGUGCGGCUCUCAGUCUGUGGUGUGUUCAGUCUCUGGAGAUCAAACAACGCUACACACACACCUGGAGAACAGCACGCUUACUACAGAUGUUUAUCCAGACAGCAGCUCUUACCGCCCGUGGGUCGGCCUCUCUCUGGCGCUGCUGUCGGCCGUCCUGAUUGGUGGAAGCGUGAUCCUGAAGAAGAAAGCUCUGCUCCGAUUGGCCGACAGUGGAAACACCAGAGCAGGUGACGGAGGACACGGCUACCUGAAGGACUGGCUGUGGUGGGGAGGCCUGCUGACCAUGGGAGUGGGAGAGGUCUGUAACUUCGCCGCCUACAUGUUUGCUCCGGCCACGCUGGUGACGCCGCUCGGCGCCCUGAGUGUCCUCAUCAGUGCAGUUCUGUCCCCCUACCUGUUGGGAGAGCAGCUGAACGUGGUGGGGAAACUGGGCUGUUUACUGUGUUUGUUGGGAAGCAUCCUGCUGGUGAUCCAUGCCCCACAGGAACAGGAAGUGACAUCACUACAGGACAUGACCAACAAGCUGCUGGAGCCCGGGUUCCUGGUGUACGUGUCGGCCGUGCUGCUGCUGUGCUCGGUGCUCGUUGUGUAUUUCUCUCCCCGGGUCGGUCGCUCCAACAUCCUCGUCUACAUCAGCAUCUGCUCGCUGCUCGGGGCGUUCACCGUCGCCUCCGUGAAGGGCCUCGCCAUCGCCAUCAACACCGUGGUUGAUGAUAUUUCAGUGCUGGCGAACCCCCUCACCUGGAUCCUGCUGUUAACGCUCAUCGUCUCCAUAGUAACACAGGUAAACUACCUGAACAAGUCUCUGGACACCUUCAACACGCUGCUGGUGUACCCCAUGUACUACGUCCUCUUCACCUCCGUGGUGCUGUCCACCUCCAUCAUCCUCUUCCAGGAGUGGAGGAGCAUGGAGCCCGUGGACGUGGUCACCACGCUGGGAUCUUUCCUGGUCAUCGUGGUGGGCGUCGCCAUGCUCCACCUCUUCAAGGAGCUGCAGAUGACCAUGAAGCAGCUGACCAAUCAGCUGUCGGCUCCGGUGGAGAGGGCGGGGCUAGCAGAGGAGGUUCCAGCCAAUGGAGGAGCAGCAGGAAGCAGGAGUAAGAAGGUGGAUAAAUACGGACUUAUGGACAACAUGGUGAUCGAGAGUCUUCCUCCCAUGAGAGAGGAAGGACCGAGGGUCUUCAUCAUCAGCUGAAACUGAAGAAGAGACUUCUGGACUUUGUAGUUUUCUACUGACUGAUUUAAAUCUCUGAGCGCUUUUUAUUUGAAGUGUUUUUACUCUCAGCUCACCGUCCAUCACAGAACAAAUCUCACCUGAACGGAAACUCUUCCCAAGGAGUCACUUCAUGCGUCUAAUUAUGGGAUGUUUAAACAAAUAUAAUGUAAACACAUUCAAAUGAUACUGAAGUUUGAUUGAAAUGUGACCUUGGAGGAUGUUUAGGAAACGCUCUGCUGUGAAUCUACGACUCAAAGGUCCGAGUGAUAUGGAACUCUUUAUUUGUUUUAACAGCAGCUGCUUUGUAAAGAUGUCACCUGACACCUGUUUGAGCGAGGACUCAUGUAAAAUAAUAACCUGUAGGUGUUUAAAGUCCCACACACACACACACACACACACCCCUGCUUCAGUGUAACCUGAGAACACAGACUCACAGUGAAUGCUGCAGACACUACGCCUUAGAACUGUUUUAUUUCUAAACAUUAAACCCUUUUAUUUUAUUGUCUUAAAUCUCUCUGUUAGUAAUCAGAUAGAUGAAGAUGUUGGCAAUUAUUGUAAUAAUACUUUAAUAGUUUUAAGUGCAGAAAUAUUGACAAAUGAAAUGAAUAUCGUUUCAUCAAACAUUGUUGUGAGCUUAAUAAAACCAAGACAUUUAUAAA